GCGCCGUGUCCCCUGUGCCAGUGACGGAGGUUACCCGACAGUUUACAGGCAGUGGGCGGCGGUGGAGGGGAGUUGAUGAGCUCUCACUUCCUCAUACACACGGUGUGUCAUCAUGGUGGCUUCUCGGGGAAGAGCGGCUGCAGCUCGGUGCGGCUUUCCAGCGGACACGGCGGUGUCGAUGCGGCCUCGGCCUGGCACAAGAGCCGGCCUAACCCUGCUGUUGGUUAGCUGGGUAUCCGGGCUGUGCGGAGCGGCCCAGGAGCAGAGCUCCGUCCCGGCUGUCACCUCCGGGAACUGGACUGAGCUGCUGCAAGGACACUGGAUGGUGGAAUUUUAUGCUCCUUGGUGUCCAGCAUGUCAGCAGAUCCAAGCAGAUUGGGAGAAUUUUGCAAAACGAAGUUCCGUCCUUCAUGUUAAAGUUGCCAAAGUGGAUGUUACUGAAGAACCAGGACUGAGUGGACGGUUCUUCGUAACAAAACUUCCGACAAUUUUCCAUGGCAAAGAUGGAGUGUUCCGACGUUACCAUGGCUCCCGAAUGGUUGAGGAUCUCCUCUCCUUCAUUGAAGAGAACAAAUGGAAUAUGAUAGAGCCAGUUGCGGGGUGGAAGUCUCCUUCCUCCGUCUUGAUGACUGGAAUGGCCGGACUGUUUCAUCUAUCUGGAUGGAUCCGGCAAACGCACAACUACUUCACAGGCCCUUUGGGAAUGCCUGCUUGGGGCUCUUACAUCGUUUUUGUCAUGGCUACCUUGUUGAUUGGACUCAUUCUUGGGCUGAUAUUGGUCCUGCUUAUAGAUUGCUUUUGCCCAGCUAAACCCAAGUAUGAAGAAGUGAGAUCAGAUAUUAUUAAGGAGGAUGUUGGAGGGUUAGAGAAAGAUCCUAAGGACUCUGGUGAUGAAAAGAAUGUGUCUGACAACGAAGAUGUCAGUGAAGAAGACAAUGAAGAAGAGAAGGAUGAGCAAGCAGAAGACAGUGAAGCCGUAAGAAAUGCUGAAAAGGGUUCUGGGGAGGACUCUACAGCAGAGGACUCUGGGACAGAAGAGGAAGAGGACGACGUUGGCAUGCACGUACCACAUCCAAGCACACCCGAAUCUGAAAGUGCCUUGAGACAACGCCGAAGUGAAGUGGCAGUUGAGAGUGAACAUUAGUCAUUUCUGUAUGCCUAGAUGUUUACCUUUUCAGGACCAAAGAUGAGUCAUUUGUUGCUGAAGUUUUUUCAUAGUUUAUCAUGUAGCACGAGUCAGUAUUGUGCAU
Molecule: messenger RNA, 1250 nt
Organism: Nanorana parkeri
Lineage: Eukaryota; Metazoa; Chordata; Amphibia; Anura; Dicroglossidae
Gene: TMX4
Product: thioredoxin related transmembrane protein 4
Exons: 8
Coding region: 113-1144 (343 amino acids)
Source: RefSeq, a predicted model, not a curated record